Molecule: messenger RNA, 926 nt
Organism: Oppiella nova
Lineage: Eukaryota; Metazoa; Arthropoda; Arachnida; Sarcoptiformes; Oppiidae
Source: the annotation of a GenBank genome assembly
AUGCUAAAAGUGACCAAAAAAAACUUUUCGGAAUAUUUCGUUGAGAAUGUGCCCUUAAUAACAAAAGGAGGAGACGACGACGACUACCACUACGAGUGGAAAAGAGAGAUGAAGUCCAAGAGUUUAUCUAAUCUGCGAGCACUCCGUAAUGACAAUACAUUUGAAUCGGUUUCCAUUUGGAGGGAACAGAAAUCGUUAAUUCAGCAAAGUUUAAAUUUUCUGCGCAAACGUAAGAUCGAGAGCGUCGGCAACGGGAAUGCCGGCGACGACCAAUCAAUCAAUGGUAACGAAUCGACCGACUCGUCCUCAAUAUACGACGAUAUCAGUCAAUCGGACAACAAAUCGAAACGACUUAAAAAUUUGACUUCAAAUGCCACCCGAAAACGGAAAAGCGCUGUGAGCGCUAGGGAGCGAAACCUACGGCGCCUCGAGAGCAACGAAAGGGAGAGAAUGCGAAUGCAUUCGCUGAACGACGCCUUCCAAGGGCUCCGGGAAGUCAUACCACACGUGCGGCUCGAGAGGAAGCUGUCGAAGAUCGAGACGUUAACGUUGGCCAAGAACUACAUCAUGGCGUUGACGAACGUGGUCUGCAGUCAUAGGGGAGAGACGUCGCCUUACGAGACGGCCUCCUGUGUGGCCUCCACCUCGUCCUCGGACGACACCAUCAGCAACGACGACAGCGUCACCAACAAUGACAACGAAGAGAUUCCUGUAUUCAAUGGGAGGAACAGUAGUAGAAAUAAGACAUGUAUUGCCGACUCAGACAUAUUUGUGAAUGGAUUGAAUGGAGUAGUGAGUGAUGCAACAGUUGCCACAAAACUGAUUCAAAUCGAUAAUAAGGACCAAUAAUGCUGUCAUUACACCCCCGAUAUCAACCAUACAAAACACACAUUCAUCUAAUAGUCAAUUAUAUAAUUGUCGUUCAU